AGAAAAGGGAAUCCAACGGGCGGUGCCAAACCUGAUCCCAUCACGCGGACAGACCUGCAAAGAUCACCCGUCAUAGACCAUUGUAACUUAGCUAGCUAGCAUCCGCCACUGCAAGCGAAUACGGCGAGACACAGGCAGAGCAAAGACGAUAGUGCAUAAAAACAGAGAUGGCAGGUAUUUUGGCUUGGUUUUGGAACGAGAGAUUCUGGCUCCCUCAUAAUGUAACCUGGGCAGACUUAAAAAACACUGAUGAGGCAACCUUUCCGCAAGCCGAGGAUCUGUAUCUGGCGUUACCUUUGGCAUUUUGCAUAUUCAUGAUACGGCUGGUUUUCGAAAGGUUUAUUGCGAGGCCUUGCGCCUUAGGCCUGAAGAUACAAGCCAACGGGCCUCAGAAAGCCCAGCCCAAUGCGAUUCUGGAGAAGGUCUUCACUGCUAUCACCAAGCAUCCAGAUGAGAAGCGGUUAGAGGGUCUGUCCAAGCAGCUGGACUGGGACGUGCGGACCAUCCAGCGUUGGUUCCGCCAGCGCCGGAACCAGGAGAAGCCCAGCACCCUGACCCGCUUCUGCGAGAGCAUGUGGCGGUUCACAUUUUAUCUGUACAUAUUCACGUAUGGAGUGCGGCUCCUGAAAAAGACCUCCUGGAUUUGGAACACCAGGGAAUGCUGGUACAACUACCCUUAUCAGCCCCUGACUGUGGAUCUCCACUACUACUACAUAGUGGAGCUGUCCUUCUACCUGUCCCUCCUAUUCUCCCAGUUCACUGACAUCAGACGAAAGGACUUCCUGGUCAUGGUCAUACAUCACCUGGCGACAAUCUCCCUGAUUACCUUCUCCUAUGUCAAUAACAUGGCGCGAGUGGGCACUCUGGUCAUGUGCCUCCACGACGCAGCUGACAUUCUGCUGGAGGCUGCAAAAAUGGCCAACUACGCCAAGUGUCAAAGGCUCUGCAACUUCAUAUUUGUCAUGUUUUCCUUGGUUUUUAUAAGUUCCAGGCUGGGAGUGUAUCCUGUUUGGAUUUUGAACACUACCCUUUUUGAAAGCUGGGAAAUCGUGGGCCCUUAUCCCUCCUGGUGGGUCUUCAACUUCCUGCUGCUCCUGCUGCAGGUGUUGCACUCCUUCUGGUCCUAUCUCAUAGUGAAGAUCGCCUGCAGAGCCAUCUCCAAAGGGAAGUCGGGAAAAUGGAAUCCUUUACAUGUGUCGAAGGACGAUCGGAGCGACAUCGAGUCCAGCUCCGACGAGGAGGAAGUUCCCCGCCCUGCUCUGAAAUUCCAUAGCAGCGCCACCAACGGGACUAAUGGGACCAACGGGACCAACGGGUACCUGACGGGCACCCCCUGCUCGGACGAACACUGAUCACCCCCACUUUGAGACAUUUUGAGCACUGGAAGGAUGUUGCAUACACAAUUAAUAGGUUAAUGUACGUGAGACACAAACAUCACCCGUUUGAUACUGGAAGUUCUUAAUAGAAUUUGUGAAUUCCAUUCCAUUUUUCUGUAUGGUUUUUUUUUCCACCCACCCCUCUCAUUUAUUUCUCCGACUGUCUGCAUCGAAGAGCAUUUAGUGGGAUGUCAUAUGCUAGCGUUCUCGUUGCGCGCCAGCCAGCUUCUCCUCCUGCAAACGAAUGGGGCCGUUUCAUUAGCAUUGUGUAAGCAUGCCGAGUAAGUGUAGUUCUGACAUUACGGAAGUGGUAUUUUAUUCUGUCUGUGUCUUUGGACAUUAUUUAUUUUUUAUAUAUAUAUUGGAGAAUUUUGGACAAAAGGGAUUUUUUUUUUGGAUGUGUUUUAAUAAUUUGAAUGUCAGUGUUGAAAAUCGCUAGGUCAUGGUUUGGCUCCUCAUCUUCUCUUGGCCCACUCGUUGUGGACAGGUGUUGGGCCCAGUCACCGGCUACCUGCUGUAGAUCUGGGUUUGCUUUCUAUGCUGCAGUGUCAUUCUCGCUAAAUCUGUGGUUAUUUGUUCCAUUUGCCGGUAAACCAUAAUACGUAUUCAAUGAUUUGUGAGGACCCACAAAACACACACUUAUUACACUUUUAAGCUGUAAAUGAGACCACCAGUAAGAGUAUUAUGUCUGUGUGUAAUUUUAGAGUGCUAAAACAUAUAUUUCAAGCUUAGGCUUUUUGCAAGUAUUCUUCAACCAUUUCUUUGUCUGUUUUUCAUUAAAGUGCCCUCUGGCACAUUUGGAAAACACUCAAAUAUCCAGACACAUUGUGGUAUUAAAUCUCCAAAGCUAUUAAAUAUUUGCAAGUAUAAUAUCCGAUUGAAAUGUUCAAUGAUUCCAGUCUCAUAAUUCAGUGGGCCGUUAUGGUUAUGUUUGGUAUGGUUAGGUUAUGUUUUAAAUUUGGGUAGCUGGUAUAAAUACCUGUACAUUUUGUUAUUUAUGAAUUAGGUAUACAUUUAUUCUUUCAACAAUGCCAUGGAAUAGGGUUUUCCUCCAAAAUUGCAUCAGUUUCCCUCUGUCCAGCAAACAUGCGUAAAUCUGAAAUCGGUAACGAUCAUUUCUUUUAACCAUUUCAAGCUCCUCUUUCUGAACAUAAAAGUGUCAAGCAAUGCAACUUGAUGGGAAACCCUAAAAUGGAAUAUUACAUAAUGAUGUUCCAGAAGUAUUCAUUAUUAAGACAACUGAAGAUGUAGAAGUACCAUUAUGUAGGUUGAAAUAAAUGAUUACGUUGUAUUAAAAACGAUGUCCUUUUUC
This is a messenger RNA of Anguilla rostrata (American eel), 2688 nucleotides long. It is a transcript of the gene cers6, whose product is annotated as ceramide synthase 6. Gene Ontology annotation, molecular function: sphingosine N-acyltransferase activity; DNA binding. The record is from RefSeq and is a predicted model, not a curated record. Bases 168 to 1352 code for a protein of 394 amino acids. Gene Ontology annotation, cellular component: membrane. Gene Ontology annotation, biological process: ceramide biosynthetic process. Lineage: Eukaryota; Metazoa; Chordata; Actinopteri; Anguilliformes; Anguillidae. The transcript has 11 exons.